AUAAAGAUCACUCGUCACUAGAAUAGAUCAGAUCAAUGACACAUUCAAACGUAGUACGAAUUUGGGAUUUUAUGAGAGAUUAUAUCGUCUGUAAACGUUAAUCCAUUACUUUAAAUAUAAGGCGUUUCCUUAGAUGAAGAUGGUAGCUACCUAUUCUUUAUAAAUAUUUUUUCUGAUCCGAUGUAUGUUUAAUUAAAUUAAAAUAAACAGACUGCCUUCCUUAAUGAGAUAUCACAAAUUUUUGAUUUGAAAAAGUAUAGUUUUUUAACCGUUCUUUUAAAAAAUACUUCGUGCUAAAAAUCGCAAAGUUGAAAAAAACAAAACAAUUCUUAACAAAACAUAACUCACUGAUAGACAAAGUUAUUAUAUCAGAUUUUAUAUCAUAGAUAGACAUAAACUAACUGGUGUUAACAUCACAACAAGUUGAAUCAAAUUUAAAAAUGGUUUUAUGUAAUACUUAUUUUUGAUGUCAGGAUAUAAAGUUUUACACUCACAAUGGCUUCUGACCCAAGCGAGUGUAACAUUAAAGUGGUAUGUCGAUUUCGACCCCAGUCGGAUGCUGAAAAUAGUUGUGGUGGUAAUAAUAUUGUGAAGUUUCCUUCAAACGAAACAGUUUUACAUAUGGGAAGAGCAUAUACCUUUGACCAUGUCUUUAAACCAAAUGCUUCACAAGAACAUGUUUAUUCAGUGUCGGCUAAACCAAUUGUGUCUGAUGUCCUUGCUGGGUACAAUGGAACAAUUUUUGCAUAUGGACAAACUGCCAGUGGCAAAACUCAUACAAUGGAGGGUGUUAUUGGAGACCCUAUAUGGCAAGGAAUUAUUCCUCGUAUUGUUCAAGACAUUUUCAAUUAUAUAUACACCAUGGAUGAAAACUUAGAAUUUCAUAUAAAGGUUUCUUAUUUUGAAAUUUAUUUAGAUAAAAUUAGAGAUUUAUUAGAUGUUACCAAGACAAAUUUAGCUGUUCAUGAAGAUCGUAAUCGUGUCCCAUAUGUCAAGGGUGCAACUGAAAGAUUUGUAUCCAGUCCUGAAGAGGUGCUGGGUGUCAUAUCUGAAGGAAAAGCAAAUCGCCAUGUUUCAGUUACAAACAUGAAUGAGCAUAGUUCGCGAAGUCAUAGUAUAUUUCUUAUUAAUGUAAAACAAGAAAAUACAGAAACACAAAAAAAGCUGAGUGGAAAGCUGUACCUUGUUGAUCUGGCUGGUUCAGAGAAGGUUAGCAAAACAGGUGCUGAGGGAGAUGUACUGAAUGAAGCAAAAAAUAUAAACAAAUCAUUAUCAGCUCUUGGUAAUGUCAUAAGUGGAUUAGCAGAUGGUAAUAGUAGUUAUAUUCCCUACAGGGAUAGCAAAAUGACAAGGAUUUUACAAGAAAGUUUAGGUGGAAAUUCUCGUACAACAAUAAUAAUUUGUUGUUCCCCAUCAUCAUUUAAUGAAGUAGAAACAAAAACAACUUUACUGUUUGGACAAAGAGCAAAAACAAUUAAGAAUACUGUUGUAAUAAAUGAAGAACUCACAGCAGACGAAUGGAAAAAAAGGUAUGAAAAAGAAAAAGAAAAAAAUGCCAAGUUGCAAGCCAUGUUAGCUCAUCUUGAAAAGGAAGUUAACAGGUGGCGAAAAGGUGAAAGUGUUCCAGUUGGCGAACAAAUAAAUACAGCUGAUAAAAAAAGAAGUAGUGAGUUAAUAGAAAUAGCUACUGACCAACAAAAAGCUUCUGCUCAUAGUCAUGUUACUGAUGCAGAGUUAGUCAAAUUUGAUGCAGAACGCACAAAAUUAUAUAAAGAAUUAGAUGAGCGGGAUGAUGAAAUCCAAGCCCAAUCAAAUCUUAUAGAAACUCUUCGGCAGCAAUUAGCUGACUUGGAAGAAAAUCUAAUAUUUACAAAAGCAAAUGCGGAAAGUUUGGAAGGUCAAGUUGGUUCAAUUGCUAAAGAACAUGAUGCGUCUAAAAAUGAAGUAAAAGAAGUUUUACAAGCACUCGAGGAGCUGGCUGUUAAUUAUGAUCAAAAACUUCAAGAAGUUGAUCAAAAGACAAAAGAUAACGAAAGUCUUCUUGAGGACUUGACCAAGGAACAGCAUAGUAAGCAAGCACUUUCAAGAGAGCUGGAAGCAUUGCAAGAGAGAAUGAACCUUAUGACACGAAAAGUUACUGAAAUAACUAACACCUUACUUGGAGAAUUAAGUGAAAUCGGAAACCAUCUUGGUGGAAAUAUUGCUGGUAUGAAGAGACCAGAGAUUGAAACCGCUUCUCAAUUUGAUGAAGAAUUUACAGUAGCUCGCUUGUAUGUAACAAAAAUGAAAAGUGAGAUUAAAACCAUGGUUCAGCUUAACAAACAACUCAAUGAAACGUGCCAAAUAAAUCAAGAAAAGCUUGACUUAUUUGAAAAAGAGAUUCAAGGUUAUAAACUUACGAUUGCACAACAUGAAGCGAAAAUGGUCACGUUACUGGAAAGCAUUAAAGAUGUUGAAGCGAAAAAAAGAUUAUUAGAAGAAGCAGUAGACACCUUAAAUGAAACUCUUGCAAAGCAGACAGCUAAUGAACAAAUGCAGAUUGCUUCUCUAAAGGAUCGAGAAGAAAAGCAGGCAAAAGGUUUAAUGGAUGCAAAAGCAAUCAAGGAAGCAUUAGAAGCUCAAAUGAAACAUCAUGGAGAAGCCCAUGCCAAACAGCUUGCUCUUCUUCGUGACGAAAUUCAAAACCAAUCAACUAUUAUUAGUGAUUUAAAAGAAAUAAACCAAAAGAGAAGUCUGGAAGAACAGCAAAUUAAAACCGAAAAUGAAAAACUCUUGGUUGCGUUGCAUGCUCUAAAAUCUAAAAACCAGGAGCUGGAGGCAUUGAACACAAAGAAGGAACAUGCACAAAAAGAUCUGCAAGGUUUGGAAGAAACUGUUGCUAGAGAGUUGGCAACUUUAAAUAAAUUACGACAGAUGUUUGUAAAAGACCUGCAAGCGAGAAUGAAAGUGGCAUCAGAUGAUGCAGACGGAGAUGAAACUAACAGUCAAGCACAAAAACAGAAGAUUUCUUUUUUAGAGAACAACUUAGAGCAGCUCACCAAAGUGCACAAACAGCUUGUGAGAGACAACGCAGACUUGCGUCUAGAAUUGCCGAAGCUCGAGAAGCGAUUGAAAGCUACUCAAGAGCGCGUAAAGGCAUUGGAGGUUGCUCUAAAAGACGCUAAAGAUGGCGCCAUGAAAGAUAGGUCACGUUAUAUUAAAGAGGUUGAACGCUGGAAACAAGCAUUUAACAAAAGUCAAAAUGGUCGGCGAAACAAUCAACCUCAAAUUGCCAAGCCAAUUCGACCUGGUCAACUGACCGCUGGUGUCAAUACGGGCAGUGCCACAAUAAAAGGAAACAAUAUAAAUUUAUUAGAUGGUUCUUCAGAAUUUCCUCGUCAACAGCAAGGUGCGAUUGUUGCCCGCGCUUCUUCUCCUUCAAAAAUACCAAUAAUUCCAAUGAGUGGAUCACAGCCAGUUAUUAAAGGAGGUUACCGAGAAGGAGAAACAGUAACGAUUGGAGGUACUGGAGUUAGUCAUCGAGUCAAGACAGCAGUUGGUGCUGAAAUGUCAACUAGAUCGCUGAUUAGGAGGCCUGGGAGCGAUGACAAACGCAAUUCCAUGUUUGUCGAAUCGACUAGUAACAUGCAGUUAAUUGAAGAGAACUUAAAAGGAAGCGCCAGUAUGGAUAGACUAAAUAUGAUUGAUUCUUCAACUUUAAAGACUCCGAGACGUCUUCCGUCACCUGUAUCGCGAUCUCCUAUCUCAAAUAGUUUAAGUGGUCGUGAAGCUGAAAUACAAGCUUUACUUGCAGGAGGAAAAUCGAGAGCAAACACACAAUCAUCAAACUCGUCAGUCGACGGAAGUCCGUGGGAACGAAGAAUACCAACGUCUCGUGGACUUAGUCCUCGAUAAUAUUAGCUGCAUUUAAGCAAAUCAUUUAUGUUUUGGAGCUGAGCGUUCGUAUGAAGUCAAACUUCUUCAAACAUAACUGAGAAUCGCUAAACAACUGAUGUGAGAAAUGCGUAAUUUUCCAGCGUUAUGACCUAGAAUAUUGAAGUAAAAAUCAACGGAAUUUUAAUUUUCUUAAAUUUGAAGUUCUCGUAUAUAUUCGCAUUGGACGUUUUAUCAAAUAUUUCCGUUUUCGAGGUUCGAGGAAUAUUUCGAAGUAUUUAAACUAAAAUGACUUUUUCUAUACAGUGAUGUGUAAAUAUAUUUCAUAGAUAGUAAAAAAGAUAACCUUCAAAUAUUUUUGUACUAGUACAUAAAGGCUUGAGCUUUAACAAACAGUUUGGUCAACAAGUUUUUGGUGAUUUCUAUAUAUGCAUAUAUGUAUAAGUUUGGAAAACAAAUCAUUUCUGUUUUUAAAUUCGACUACUGUUUUAAAAAAUUUGCCAAAAAGAAUAUAUAUGUUUUUUUAUAUGCAUUUAUGUUGCAACUAUUGAUUUAUAAUAAGAGUAGUUGUUAUUGGCUAAUUAAUUGAAUAUCGUAUAUUGAAUAUUAUUUAUUAAUUUUCAUUUUUCAUAAAGAUAUAAAUUAUUAA
Molecule: messenger RNA, 4522 nt
Organism: Hydra vulgaris (swiftwater hydra)
Lineage: Eukaryota; Metazoa; Cnidaria; Hydrozoa; Anthoathecata; Hydridae
Product: kinesin heavy chain
Biological process (GO): mitotic cell cycle; microtubule-based movement
Cellular component (GO): microtubule
Molecular function (GO): ATP binding; microtubule motor activity; microtubule binding
Source: RefSeq, a predicted model, not a curated record